This is a messenger RNA of Beta vulgaris subsp. vulgaris (sugar beet), 3029 nucleotides long. RefSeq names its product linoleate 13S-lipoxygenase 2-1, chloroplastic. The transcript has 9 exons. Gene Ontology annotation, molecular function: protein binding; metal ion binding; oxidoreductase activity, acting on single donors with incorporation of molecular oxygen, incorporation of two atoms of oxygen. The coding region runs from base 178 to 2922 and encodes 914 amino acids. The record is from RefSeq and is a predicted model, not a curated record. NCBI's taxonomy places the organism in Eukaryota, Viridiplantae, Streptophyta, Magnoliopsida, Caryophyllales, Amaranthaceae. Gene Ontology annotation, biological process: lipid oxidation.
AAGUAGAAAACAUACCAAACAACGUGUUUCAUGUAUUAUAUUUUAAUAUUUAUAACUAGUAAAUACUCCGAUCCUUCUAGCAAUACCUACUAAUCACCUUCUAUAAAUAUCAAAUAAUACACAUCCAAAUUUUCCGUCCAAAAUUCAAUUUUCUUCUUCUUCCUCCACCCAACCAAAAUGUUGAACAAAUCAAUCACUAAUAACAACACAACCCCAUUAUUACUUUCAUUUCCUAAACCCUUUGUGUUAGGAAAUGAACCAAAAUUUGUUCAACUUAAUAAUUCUUCUAGGGCAUAUAAGGCAUCAGUUGGUGCAUUGUUUUCAUGGAAGUUGUAUGGAGAUGGUGCUGUAACUAGGGCAUGCCGACGUCGAAACCGCGAUCUUAGGGUUAAAGCAGUAGCAACGAGAGCUAAUGAACAGUCUGUGAAAGUUAAGGCCAUCAUAUCUGUUAAACCAGCUACUGGGCUCUUGAACAACAUUAACAUCAACCGAGGGCUUGAUGAAAUUAUUGAUAUGUUUGGUAAAACCCUCCUUUUGGAAAUUGUUAGUGCUGAGGCUCAACCAAAGACAGGAUCAAAAAAGGCAACAAUUCAAGCAUAUGCACAUCGAUCUAAGACUGAAGAUGGAGUGGUAAAAUAUGAAGCUGAUUUGGUUGUACCACCAGAAUUUGGAGAAGUGGGUGCUAUACUUGUUGAAAAUGAACACCACCAAGAGAUGCACCUUACUGAUAUUCUACUUGAUGGCUUGCCUUUGGGCUCAUUACAAUUUAGUUGUAAUUCAUGGGUGCACUCCAAAUUCGAUAACCCUCAAAAAAGGGUCUUCUUUACUAACAAGUCGUACUUGCCAUCACAAACACCGAGUGGAUUGAAGAUGUUACGGGAGAAAGAACUUGAAAUUUUGAGAGGAAAUAAUGGAGAAGGAGAACGCAAGACUAUUGAUAGAAUAUAUGAUUAUGACACAUACAAUGAUCUUGGUGAUCCAGACAAAGAUCCUGAAUUAGCAAGACCAGUUUUAGGUGGUAAUAAGGAUCUUCCCUAUCCAAGACGUUGUAGAACAGGACGUCUUCCUACUAAAACAGAUCCUAAUUCCGAGCGAAGAUCUAACAACGUGUACGUACCUAGAGAUGAACAAUUCUCAGACACGAAGCAGGCACAAUUCGGGUUCAAAACCCUGUACUCAGUCCUCCAUGCUGUAGUACCAUCAAUGGAAACUGCGAUGAAUGAUCCUGAACUCGGAUUUGCAUACUUUACAGCCAUUGAUUCGCUCUACAACGAAGGAGUUAAUUGUCCUGGAUUAAAGCAACAUGGGUUAUUGCAGGAUAUGCUGCCUAGGCUUAUUAGAACUGUUUCUAACCUUCAAGAUAAUAUGCUUCGUUUCGAGCUUCCGAAGAUGUUUGAUCGGGAUAGAUUUUCUUGGUUUAGGGAUGAGGAGUUCUCUCGUCAAACUCUUGCUGGCCUAAAUCCUGUUAGCAUCAAGCGUGUUACGGAAUGGCCACUAAAGAGUAACCUAGACCCGAGCAUUUACGGCCCUCCUGAAUCAGCUUUAACAACCGAACUAGUGGAGGGUCAGAUGAAAGGUUCCAUGACGGUUGAAGAGGCUUUGGCUGAAAAGAGGUUGUUUAUAAUUGAUUACCAUGACGCAUAUUUGCCUUUCGUCAACAAAGUUAGAGAGCUUAAGGGGGCAACAUUGUAUGGAUCACGAACUUUGUUUAUCUUCGAUGGUGAAACACUAUUACCACUAGCUAUUGAGUUAACUAGGCCUCCAUUAGAUGGAAAACCACAAUGGAAGAAAGUAUUUACGCCCGGAACUUGUGCAACUUCUAGUUGGCUUUGGAAACUUGCUAAGGCUCAUGCCCUUUCGCAUGACUCUGGUUACCAUCAACUUGUCAGCCAUUGGCUAAGAACACAUUGUUGCACGGAACCAUACAUAAUUGCAGCAAAUCGACAAUUGAGCACAAUGCAUCCAAUUCAUAGGUUGUUGCAUCCUUAUUUCCGUUACACCAUAGAGAUCAAUGCCCUUGCUCGACAAGCUUUGAUAAAUGCAGGCGGUAUUAUUGAAAGCUCCUUUGCACCUGGAAAGUACGCCUUGGAGUUAAGCUCCGUCAUCUAUGGUUUGGAAUGGAGAUUUGAUCAUGAAGCAUUACCAGCAGACCUUUUAAGCAGGGGAAUGGCAGUUGAAGAUCCAUCAGCCCCACAUGGGGUAAAACUAAUUAUUGAAGACUAUCCAUAUGCAAGUGAUGGGUUAGAGCUAUGGGGUAUAAUCAAGCAAUGGGUGACGGAUUAUGUGAGCCACUACUACCCUGAUCCGACUCUUGUAGAGUCGGAUCAGGAGCUUCAAGCCUUUUGGACGGAGGUAAGAAUCGUAGGUCAUGGGGAUAAGAAGGACGAGCCAUGGUGGCCAACUCUUAAAACACCUCAAGACUUAAUCCACAUUAUCACAACAAUAAUAUGGGUGACUUCAGGGCAUCAUGCUGCAGUUAAUUUUGGUCAAUAUGCCUAUGCGGGAUACUUUCCUAAUAGGCCUACUAUUGCGAGGACAAAGAUGCCUACAGAAGAUCCUACUGAAGCAGAAUGGAAGCGAUUCUCUGAAAGACCUGAAGAAACACUCCUUCAAUGCUACCCUUCUCAAAUACAAGCUACACGAGUUAUGGCGAUUUUGGAUGUUCUUUCAGGUCAUUCUCCUGAUGAGGAAUACUUAGGUGAAAACAUGGAGCCUUCUUGGGAGGUAGAACCUAAUAUAAAGGCAGCUUUUGAGAAGUUUAAUGGGAGGUUGAAAGAGUUAGAGGGAAUCAUUGAUGAGAAGAAUGCUAAUGAGAACUUGAGGAAUAGAAGUGGAGCUGGUGUUGUGCCUUAUGAAUUGCUUAAGCCUUUCUCCUCUCCUGGGGUCACUGCUAUGGGAGUUCCAAAUAGUAUCUCCAUUUGAAAGCUAUUAUAUACUACUUUCGUAUUUUUUUUAGUUGCAACGUUUGGUUUUGUGCCACUAUUUUCAUCAACCAACUUUGUUAAACUAUAUCGUAUUGUUAUAUAAGA